Messenger RNA from Copidosoma floridanum, 785 nucleotides. RefSeq names its product 43 kDa receptor-associated protein of the synapse homolog. The record is from RefSeq and is a predicted model, not a curated record. Lineage: Eukaryota; Metazoa; Arthropoda; Insecta; Hymenoptera; Encyrtidae. Gene Ontology annotation, molecular function: protein-membrane adaptor activity; acetylcholine receptor binding. Gene Ontology annotation, cellular component: plasma membrane; neuromuscular junction. Gene Ontology annotation, biological process: synaptic transmission, cholinergic; positive regulation of neuromuscular synaptic transmission.
GCGCUUUCGCGGCUGUGCAUCGCGCUCACGAGUCUCCUGCUGGAUAAGCCCCCCCCCUCCCUACCUAUCGCUACUUACCCGCGCUCGGCCGAGUGACAGCCCGCAGAAGCCGGUGCGCAGGAGUGGGUCCGAGGAGCAAAAGCAGAGGAAGAAAAAAAGGAAGAAUGAGCCUGAUGUACCGGGAGCGGGAGAGCGUGUCGUUCGCGUCGCAGGUGCCGAGCGACGAGGAGGAUGUGCGGGGCUCGAGGUGAAGCGUCGCCAGCCGGCGGAGAAGCGGCGGCAUCCCGACGCCGCCGCCAGCAGCAGUCAGCCUGGAGCACCGGGGGGCUGAUCUUCUGUUCUCGACGCCGGCCAAGGCCAUCGGCGGCCCGGCCAAGGUCGCCUCGGUCACCGAGGCCUUCGAGCAACAACAGCAGAGGCCGGCCAGCUGCCACGACCGCUCCCACCAUGACAAGUUCGCCAGCCUGUCCAACACCGCCAUGUCCUGGGACUCCAUCAGCUCCAAGGACUACAUCGGGCACCAGCUGUCGGCGACCGCGCUGCUGGGCAGCCCGGACGGCUCGAGGCACCCGAUCGACGUGUACGAGUUCUCGGAGGAGGACUACCGCAGGCAGUUCGACCACGGCUACGACAACGGGGGCAGCUUCAGCCUCGGGGUCUGGGAGUGCCUCAAGGGCUGCCGGCACCGGAUAGACCAGCACCUCGCCAGGCGGAAGCCCCGCCUCUUCCAGCCGGAGAAAUUGAUCCGUCCGCCGCUGGAAUUCGGUCAAACGUGGAAAAGCUAA